Sporothrix schenckii 1099-18 is the source of this 1620-nucleotide messenger RNA. RefSeq names its product dor1-like family protein. Gene Ontology annotation, biological process: cytoplasm to vacuole targeting by the Cvt pathway; intra-Golgi vesicle-mediated transport. NCBI's taxonomy places the organism in Eukaryota, Fungi, Ascomycota, Sordariomycetes, Ophiostomatales, Ophiostomataceae. Gene Ontology annotation, cellular component: COG complex. The record is from RefSeq and is a predicted model, not a curated record. The coding region runs from base 1 to 1620 and encodes 539 amino acids. The transcript has a single exon.
AUGGCCGACCUUCUCUACGACCUACUGGCGACGGCGCCAGCUCCCUCCCCCUCCUCCCCCUCAGAACCACAGACGCAACCGUCGUCGGGAUUCGGUCCGCCUGACCACGAUGCCCUCUCGUAUCUCGCGACGCUGGCAACACGGCCGCUGUCGUCGCUGCAGUCCGAAGAGCCCCUGAGGCUGGCCCAAUCGGCACACUCGCUGCAGCUGGCUCUCCAGGGCCUCGCGAAGAAGUCCUACCAGCCGGUGCUCGAGUCGGCGAAGCGCCAUGCUGCGCUGCGCACCGCCGUGCCCCAGCUUGCCGCCAGCACCGCCGAGCUUCGCAAGGCCAUCCCUUCGCUGGACGACGAGGCUCUGCGGUUCUCGACGACAUACCGCGCGGGGAAGACAACGGCAACAACUGGGGUCGCCGAGAGUGCUGCACACAAAACGGGGGCCAAGGGCAGCACCAAGGGCGCCAAGGGCGCCAAGGGCGACGUGCUCGCCCGUCGACGCCAGGCCCUCUUGCUGUCACGCAACGUCGAGCGGCUCGUCGAUGUGCUGGAACUGCCGCCGCUCCUGGCCUCGUCGGUGGCUGCUGUGCCGGUCAACUACGCGUCGGCCCUCGACCUCAACGGCCACAUCCGCCGCCUGCACGCCCUCUUCCCCGACUCGCCGCUGGUCCGGUCUGUCGCGAGCGAGGCCGACGAGUCCAUGCGGGCGACGGCCGCGAGCCUGGUCCUGUCCCUCAAAGCGCCGGGUCUGAAGCUCGCGGCGUCGCUGCGGACCAUCAGCUGGCUGCGCCGCGUGCUGCCCGACCUCGAAGCGGCGGCCGCCGCCGUCACAUCCGAGUCUACGCAGGCAUUGGCGCAGUCCGUGGCACAUUCAGCGGCGCCAGGCCCGGGCGCCGCCGCGCGCUCGCACCACGACGCGGCGGCACAAGAACGGGCCCUCGGCGCCGUGUUCCUCGUGUGCCGGCUCGCCACGCUCACGACCACGCUGGACGCGCUGGCGCCGUUGCGCGAGCUGGCCGACCAGGAACAGGCACGGCAAAAGACGAUUGGCUCGGCGAAUGCCUGGUCGGGCGGCCAGCAGACGGAGCGGUACCUCAAGCGCUACAUUGAGAUUUUCCGCGAGCAGAGCUUUGCCAUUGUGUCCAUGUUCCGGAGCGUGUUUCCGACAGCCACAGCCUCCGGGACACCAUCAACAAGAGAGGAGGACGGGGAUGCAGAUGGCACCAGUCGUGGCAGCAACAGCACAAUCAAUGGCAAGAUGCAAAGGACGAGCGAGCACAAUGGGGACCACGGCAGCCACGGCGACCCUCUCGAAACACCCGAUCCCCUCGAGGCAGUACCGCCCGCCCUCGCGACGUUCCCCUUGCACCUCGUCGACAUGCUGCUCGAGACCCUGCGGCAGUACCUCCCCGCCGUGCGCGACCAGGCGUCGCGCGACAGCCUGCUGACUCAGGUCCUGUACUGCGCGGGCAGCCUAGGCCGCCUGGGCGGCGACUUUGGCCUCUUUUUGGCCACGCUCGAUGUGGGCGACGACGCCGAGGCUGAGUGGGUGGAGGUGGUGCGCCGGCACAGGCAGCUCGCUGGGCGGCUGGAGUCGAUUGUUGGCGAUCCUCGCGAGAAGCGGUGA